GGCGACAACGGCCCCGCCGGUGGCGCAGCGCCCGGGGGAGGCGCGAUGCCCCCACCGCUGGCGCCGCCGAAGAGAUCAGGCUCUGCCGCGGGCGAGAUGCCGCCGCCGCCCGUGCCGCUGAAGCGAGCCAGGGGCGCGAGCGGUUCCGCCGCUGCCGCCGCCAGCGCCAGCAGUUGCAGUAGCGCCGCUCCGGCGGAGGAGGAGGGGCCGCGGUGGGCGGCGGGGGCGCAGCGGCGGGCCCCCGAGGCCGAGGACGACGAGGACGCCGCUGGGCCCUCCGGGGGCGGCAUCCUCGACGACGACGACCUCCUGGAGUCCCUCGCGGAGGGCGAGGUCAGCGAGCUGCCGCCGGCGCCGGCCGUCCAGGCGAGGCCGCAGGCGUGCGACCUGGACCUCGACAUAUUCGGGCUGAUGGAGGAGGCCGCAGAGCCCACCGAGUGACGGCCGCGGUGCGGGGCCCGCCCGCGCGCGUGGGCCUCCCGGGGGGCGGGGCGGGGCUGCGCGGGCGCCCCGGCGGGGUUCCGCUGGGCAAAGCAGGC
This is a messenger RNA of Prorocentrum cordatum, 539 nucleotides long. Lineage: Eukaryota; Dinophyceae; Prorocentrales; Prorocentraceae. The record is from the annotation of a GenBank genome assembly.